GACUCUUAUAAAUGAAUAAUUGAUAUAUAUUCUAGGUUAUUUUCUUCAUUUUAAGUUUGGAGAACAACUAUUUUCAUUUACAAAACUUAGCAAUGGGGUUUAGUAAGUUUUAUAAGCAGCAGACGGUGUCCGAAAAGACAUCUUCACCAGAUGCAACCGGAUUUAAUGAUGCAGCAUCAUUAAACUAUAGUGAUCAAGAAUCAGCUACUGCUAUGGUUCAAGUUGAUAAAAACACCAAAGAGAUUGGAUUUAUUUCAGCCACAUUUCUUAUUUUCAACAGAUGUUUGGGUGCUGGUGUUUUCGUUACUACUUCAACUAUUUAUGAAUUUUCUGGAUCGGUCGGGGCCUUUUUUUUGAUUUUUGCUGCUGGAUCUAUAAUUGCAUUCACCGGGUUAUUGGUUUAUAUGGAAUUAGGUUCUGCCAUUCCAAGAAAUGGUGGAGAAAAAAAUUAUUUGGAAUAUAUUUAUAGAAAACCAAAGUUUUUCGUUACUGCAAUGUACGCUAGUUAUGUUUUCUUUUUAGGUUGGGCAGCUGGUAAUUCAGUUGUUGUUGGUGAGUAUUUAUUGAAUGCUGCUGGUGUUGAGGUUGGUACUUGGAAUGCCAGAGGUAUUGGUUUAGGAGUUAUUACUUUUUGUUUUUUAAUUAAUGGGUUAAACGUUAAAGCUGGAUUAUUUAUUGCUAAUGUUUUGGGAGUUUUCAAACUUGGAAUUGUUCUUUUCAUUGCGGUUACCGGUUGGGUUGCCCUUGGUGGUGGUAUUAAAACAAAUGACUUUAAAGAUCCUCAUAAUUUUGUUGAUGCUUUUAAAGGUACUGAUCCAAGUGGAUACGGGAUUGUUAAUGCUUUAUAUAAUGUCAUUUGGUCUUAUAUUGGUUAUUCAAAUGCUAAUUAUGCCUUGGGUGAAGUUAAAAAUCCAGUUAAACUUUUAAAAGUCGCUGCUCCUUCUGCUUUUAUCUUAUUGGCAAUUCUUUAUAUCUUUGUUAAUAUUGCUUAUUUUGCCGUUGUUCCAGCUGAAGAAAUUGCCUCCUCUGGUAGAAUUGUUGCAGCUUCGUUUUUCAAAUAUGCUUUUGGUCGUACCGCCGAAAAAGCUGCUUCUGUCUUUGUUGCCCUUUCUGCUUUGGGGAAUGUCAUGUCAGUUAUCUUUUCUCAAGGUAGAAUUGUUCAAUCUUUAGGUAGAGAAGGUAUUUUACCAUUUUCAAGAUUUUGGGCUACUUCAAAACCUUUCAAAUCUCCUUUUAUUGGUUUGGCUCAACAUUGGAUUGUUUGUAUCGUCACAAUUACUGCUCCUCCUGCUGGUGAUGGAUUUAACCUUGUUCUUAAUUUAGUUUCUUAUCCAUUAAAUAUUGUUAAUGCUGCUAUCUCUGGUGGGUUAUUGUAUUUACAGUACAAGAAAAUUAGAGGUUUAGAAGCUUGGAAUCCUCCAAUUAAAGCAAGUAUCCCAAUUACUCUUUUCUUCUUUUUAUCAAGUCUUUAUUUAGUAGCUGCUCCUUAUAUUCCUCCUACUGGUGGACAAAGUGUUUAUCAAGAUUUACCUUAUUGGAUUCAUCCAGUUGUCACCUGGUUGAUUUUCGCUAUUGGGGUUAUUUAUUGGAUUGCUUGGACUAAAGUGUUACCAUAUUGGGGUGGUUAUACUUUGGUUGCUAAAGAAAUCUUGGGUGAUGAUGGUUUUUGGAGAAAUAAAUUUUAUAAGAUCUCAAAGGAUGGUGCUGCUCAUGACAUUGCCAGUGAAGAUGAGAAUGUUGAACGUGAUUCAGACGUCACUCUCGAAAAUACUAAUUCAUACAAAUAAUUCAUUUUGAGUUCAUUAAUUUGAUUUUUUGCAUUCAUGUUCUACUUCACUUCUUCUCACUUUAUUUAAUUACUUUUAUAUUUUUUUCCCCUCUCUACUUUCAAUUCCUUAACGAUUUUGAAAGUCAUUAUGUAUAAUAAUUCAACAUUUUAGGC
Hyphopichia burtonii NRRL Y-1933 is the source of this 1942-nucleotide messenger RNA. It is a transcript of the gene MUP1, whose product is annotated as Mup1p. Gene Ontology annotation, molecular function: L-amino acid transmembrane transporter activity. The record is from RefSeq and is a predicted model, not a curated record. Bases 93 to 1787 code for a protein of 564 amino acids. The transcript has a single exon. Gene Ontology annotation, cellular component: membrane. Gene Ontology annotation, biological process: amino acid transmembrane transport. Lineage: Eukaryota; Fungi; Ascomycota; Pichiomycetes; Serinales; Debaryomycetaceae.